Molecule: messenger RNA, 7919 nt
Organism: Spodoptera exigua (beet armyworm)
Lineage: Eukaryota; Metazoa; Arthropoda; Insecta; Lepidoptera; Noctuidae
Source: the annotation of a GenBank genome assembly
AUUUUGGUGUGAUAAUUUGUUAUGACUUUGUGUUGUUCAAGUUUUAGAUACCUACCAAUUAUCUUAAAUUAAAUUUUGUAGUGUAAUUAACAGUAUAAUUUUGUACCAAUGCUAUACAAUAUAUGGUUAAAUUGACUUCUGAAUUAAGUUGAAUCUUGUGGAAGGAAUAGGCACGUGUUGAUAGUGGAAUUCAUGUUUAUCGUAGUGAAACAUCAUUGUACCUUCCUAUCCUUUUACAUUGAAGAUAACAAAUACUCAAACAUUUAUUGUUGAUUGUUAUUAGACCAAGAAUUCUAAAUUAAAUGUCUCAACUGUUCAGGUCUGAAAUCCUAGACAACUUGAAGAAAAAGGAUCAGGAGAAGGAGCCACAAAUCUCUAACUAUCAACAACAGCUUGUUAAACCGGUUGACAAGCCCCUACAUUCUGCUGAAGUAUCAAAUGCCAAUGUUCCGGUAACACAGCAUGUCCCUGCUCAGCAAUUGUUGUCCCCAACUCACACCUUGGGCCAGUCUGGUCCACAAAAAGAGGACUCUAAAGAAAAAUCAAUAAAAGUUGCAAAUUCAACAACAAUAACUUUGAUAGAAAACGGUAAUCUCAACGGAGAUAAAGAUAAAGACAAUACUUAUAAAAAUUACUUUACAUUAGAGCCUAAAAAUGAAAAGAAGGAUGAUUGUAAUAAGAAUAGCAUCACAAUAACUAAGACUGCCUUGAAGCAGUCACCUGGUGGCAGUCAAGGAGACAAAAAGGCUCAGAUCAAGCCUGCCAAAAGGCCCCUUCAGUACUUGGAGACACUUGCUGAGAAGGCCGGUAUCACUUUUGAAGAUAAAUACGAGGCUGCUAAUACCUUGUUGGCUCUAGACAAGCAGAACUCCACUAACAGGAGACUCCCUGACUUAAAGGCACCUAAGUCUGAACCUGAUAACCAUAAUCAGCAGGAGGAGUACAGAUAUAGGAAUCAAAAAGAAGAAGAUGACAAGUUACAGAUCCAGCAACAAAUAAUUCAGCAGCAGCAACAGCAGCAGCUACAGCAGUUCCAACAGCAACAGUUGCAGCAGUUACAACAACAGCAGGCACUGCAACAGGCCUUGCAGCGACAACAGCAGCAAGCUAUCCAACAGCAUAUCAAAAAUCAUCAGGACCAACAAGAAUUGCUGCAAAAACAAUUCCAACAACAACAACAGCAACACCAACAGCAACAGCAGCAACAACAACAACAACAACAACAACAGCAGCAGCAGCAGCAACAACAACAGCAGCAGCAACAACAACAACAACAACAGCAGCAGCAGCAGCAGAAGCCUGAGUUGUUGCAAGUGACUCAGCAAGGAGACCAACCGCAACAGAAAUAUUUGCAGCCGGUGCACACCCAGUUCAACUUACCGGGCAUUGGCGAGAUCAACCUCAGCUUUUUGGCGUCACCGCAAAGUAACGUCAACCUACUCUUUGACAAGAACCAGAAGACAAUGAGCGGAGAUAUCAAGCCGCAGCAAAUAGUAGACGGCCAAACUCAGGUCGUCCAGCAACAGAUGAGCAUGUCGCAACACGAGCCGUCCCAGCAGCACCACCAGACGGUGACCGUCGUAUCCUCUAUGCCCAGCAGCAUGGCCACUCAUCAGCAACAGACUGGGGGUGGUAUCCAACAACAAGCUGGUAGUAUAUCUACCAUGCCACCCUUGCAGAGUUUGCCGCCUAACACUCAACAUCCCCAACAAAUCAGCGCCGAAUGGGGUCACAGCCGCGUCCAGGUGAUCCAGCAGCCAUUGCAAAAUAGCACCUAUUUGCAACAGCUAUACAACGCUCAAGGACCUCUGCUCAUGCCCAGCAAUAUUGCCUUACAUCCUGGCAUCAAUUCCCAGCAAAUACAGGUUAUAGCUGCAGGAAAGCCGUUCCAGGGUAAUCAACUGACCCCUCAUAUGCUGACGACCCAAGGAAAGCAAGUCCUACAAGGACAGGCCGCUCCGUUCCCGGGCUACACGACUAUCCCGGCGAUCCCGACGACACAGAACCAGACGUUCGUGUUCAGCCCACUGGGCGUCAUUAACUCGCAGCCCAGCAUCCUGCCCGCGCACUCACAGUCCACCGUCUCCGCCAUCGGACAGCAACAAAAACAAAGCGACAUGCACAAGUGCGGUGCAAAGGGUGCUUCCAGUAAGGCUGGUGGCAGUGGUGUAACUCAAACGGUGCCUGUACAAGCACAGUGCGUGCAGGUCUCUCAGCCAGUUCUGGGCACUCAGCAACCGACUCAGGCCCAGAUCAUUAGCCCUCUGCAGACGGGUGGUCAGACGAUGCAGUUUGCGCCAUGGCAGAUAUCUGGCGCGUUGCCCCAAGUGUGGGCAGGUGGUCUCCAGGCAGGGACCUUGCCGGCCGGAGGGUUGCUCGCCCCUAACCCCAUCUUCAUCCGAGGAACCCAACCCGACGCGCCACCGUCCAUGUUCAUUCAACACUCGCCUCAGAACAACGUUCAGCAUACGAGUGUGAGUGUAGCAUGUGCUACUUCGACGACAUCGAAGCCUCGCGCCUCUUCGGAUGGGCUGGCGAAGGCUCCACGGCCUCUCUCCAACAUCCUGCCUUCCAGCGGCAUCAGACCUGGACCUGGCUCGUCGGUGUCCACUCAAACCAACCCCAAUCAGCCGCAGAAUCAGGCAAAGCAACGCGGCAAGCCUGGCGUGCGUUCACCAGCUCCGACCGCCAAGCAAGAUGCAGCAAACCAAACCAACAAAAUGCAGCAUCAGAUCCAACAACCGAAGCAGCAACUUCUGCUGAUGAAUACGGGCCAGAUGACCCAGAUUACAAGUGUUGAUAAAGCUAAAAACAUACAGCAACAAGCGCUAUUGCAGCAACAAGCUUUACAGCAACAGCAACAACAACAACAACAGCAACAACAGCAGCAGCAGCAACAGCAACAACAGUUAUUGCAUCAACAGCAACAAACUCAGCAAAUGGUCCAUUAUCAGCAGCAAGGUAUGUCGCUGGGCAUGCAGCAAGGUACUGUGCCCGUAGGAUCAGUCGCCCAGACUCUCCCUAUGGCAGGUAUGCCGCAAACCAUAUCAAUGGUGCAACAAAUCCAUCCUUUGAGUGGCAUGGGCCAACCUGGGACGCUGGUUAGUCAGCUGAGCACGUCUCAACCGCAAAGCGUACAGACUUUGCAGCAACCUCAGACCCUGGUAGGGGGCGGGUUGGUCCAGACAUCCGUUGGCAUGACCGUUCAACAACAAGCGGCUUUAAAUCACUCGGCGUCUAUGCAGACGCUAACUCUCCAGGCGGCUCAAGGCACCGUGGGUCUGAUAGCAGCCCCAGUACAAGGCUCGGUACUCCCGCUGCAGACUCCUGCGACCCUAGUAACCCACGUCAAGACCGAGGAUGAGAAACCACAAAUAUCAUCCACACCGCGUCGUCGCGUACAGGCGCCCGUGUUGCAGAUCCAGCCGACUCAGCAAGUUGUGCCCGAGACUUCUGACGCUACGUCUACCACCUUCAGUUCAUCGGUUACUACUACGGCUGACGCUUCGGUUUCUACCAGCACCGCUACUAUUGGUGCGGUAACUCCGAUGGAGACUACAAAGUCUACACCAACGAAGGCAGAGAGCCACAGCACCACUGCUGAGCCGUCGUCAGCCUCUACUACUCCAGCAGCGUCCAGCUCUGCUCCGGUACCCAGCAGUGCCCAACAAACUACUCCAGUCGCACCUCAGGUGGUUACUACGGUUGCCUCUUCAACGUCGUCGUCUUCAACGAUGACCGCCGCCAUUACGGCCCCGGUCACCUCAGGCGGGACCAGCUCGGCUUUGUUUAAGAGUACUCAAUGCACUCCCCGCCACAUGAGCCAGCAGGCGGCACACGACAAAGGCUUGCCAAAGGCUAUGGUGAAACCGAACAUUUUGACGCAUGUCAUCGAAGGAUACGUCAUUCAGGAAGCUGGAGAGCCUUUCGCUGUUAAUCGUCCACUGCGCGACUGGGUCGAUAAGGAACAGGACAAAGAGAACAAGUUGCCGACGGACGAAGGUCCGCCACGUAAGUUGAGGAAGAAGCAGAUGCUGGAACAUCAUGCCUCGAGCGUUGCUCGUAUUAGCUCGAGCAACGAGACUGCUUCCCAUAGCUCUGCUCCAGCUCAUUCCAACACGAAGACUAGACACGAAGAGGCCGCAGCCAGCAGUACGGCUGAGACCGCCAGCGCCAGUUCUGAUACCACUCAGGCACCCAAGAUACCAAACGCUAACAAAUGGACUGUAUCGGAGGUCUGCGACUUUAUCCGCAAUAUUCCGGGCUGCGCUGGCUACGCAGACGAGUUCCUCAUGCAGGAGGUGGAUGGCGAAGCUCUGCUGCUGAUUAGACCGGAGCACCUUGUGAUGGCUCUGUCCAUGAAGCUCGGCCCCGCCCUCAAGAUCGUCGCUUGCAUCGACUCCCUCCGCCCAGAGAGCGAGCAAUCUUCUCAUGAUCAUGACUGAGAUUUGCUGUCCGUGUUCUUCGCGAACAACUUGUAAGGCAGAUACAAGUGUUGGAGGAGAACACAUGCAAAGGAUUGCAUACAUUACACCGAUCGCGUAUGAAUGAUCAAUACCCACUGUAGACAAUUGUAGAGCUUGUUAUUAUGGUUGUUAGUUCUAUAUUAGCUUGAUAGUGACGUCGUUACAUACAACCUGCAUUUAGCAAAUUCUUCGUGUUACAUCCUGUAGUUAAUUUGUUCAGCCAUAAGCUGAAAUAAUAAUAAUAAUAUUAAUUCAAUGCGUGUUUUUUGAACUAAUCGACAUUGUUUAAAUGGUUAUCUGGAGUAUUCCUAUUAAAUACGAAUUAUAGUUAGAUUUAACAGAACACAAGUCUCAUACUGUGUGCAACGUGUAGAUUAUUAAUGAUGUUUCUAUGUCAGUAAGAAACUUUUUUUGCAUCUUCUGCUCAAUUCGUUUUUAUAAACAAUCUUGAUAUGUUUUGUAACUUUUGAAAAUUGAAUGGAAAUGAUGAAUUUUCCUAUAUUUUAGGAAAACUGUUAUACAUAGCGUUUUAAAGGUCACGAUAUUUUAAGUCGAUUAUGUGUCGAUACGGUGUACGUGGAAAAUCACAUAGAAUGUUCUAGUAACACUUGAUGUCUUAACGUUGUGUGUAGUAGAUUUAUAUGUGUCGAUAACAAUACAUUUCAUCUUUUUCCGUUCAACCUCCAUUUAUAGAACAUUAGUCACGGUUUUUGCCCUGUCCCAUAGCUAAGAAAGUUGUAACCUAAAUAAUAAUCAUCUUAAUUUGAUGCGUGUUUAAUAAAAUAGUGUAAAAAUUGAAUAUGUCAUUGUCUAAGUAUUAUUAUUACAAUAAAUAUGAUAUGAGUAAGCUUCAUGUUAGUCUCAGAGAGGAUGUACCGAUGUUUAACGGUGUUUAUAAAAAAGUUCUGCCUUUUAUGGCUCACCCUUUGGUAAAACUUAGCCUCAGUAUGAAAUCAUAAUUUCAACUAAUCAAUUUUAUGCUGAGAUUAAUCGAGUCGAAGGCCUGUGUUCAUUGUUGCACGUUUGUAUUGUAGACUCCUUGCGUUCCCCCCGUCCAUAGUCACGUAGACGUCAUUUAGCCGUAGAGCUGUCAAUUAUAUUACGCUAUUAUAAAUGAGAAGUCAAGAUUGAUUUAUAAUGUCUAUCUAUAUAUACGUAAUAAAUAUAUAAACAAGCCAACAGUUGUUCAACAUCAAAAUUUACGUCGUCCUGUCACCCACCGUAACUAACGGUCUUAUCUAUAAUUCUGUCAACUUAUAGCCGUCGCCCGUUAUAACAUUUCGUAUAAUUGGCAAGAAACAUUGCGCGUUUCACAUAAAUUCCAAUAAUGUUAUGGUGCACUUAGGACAAAUGUCGAAAGUUCCGCCUAUUUAGUGUUAAGUUUACUUAUUUAAACCCGUACUUAGUUUAAAAUUGGUUUUGUCUCUCUUUCUCUCUAUCUCUAUUUUAUUCCCCCGUUUUUAUGUAACUUUGAAAGUAUUUGACAAUGUUUAUAAUGAAUUUUAUAAGUAACAUUUUAACUAAAUUCAAUAUUAUCUGGCUUACGAUUAAUAUAUCUCCUAAUGAUAUCCAAAGGCGAUUGAAAGUAAAAUUUCUAAAAAAAAGUCUAACGGGUAGUCGUCGAACUCUCCACUUUAGUGACAACGAUUAGUUCGAUGCCUCCGCCGUUGACUUAUUAAGAGCUUUCCAAAGUUACUUUUAUUUCGUACACAUUUAUUAUUUGAACAAUCUGACAUUGAAUUGUAAAUGGGUAAAAUAAUUAUCGGCUGAUGUGUGAACAGAAUUUUGUUUUACAGCAAUCGGCCUUUCGAACAACAUGGUAGGGGAGUAGAUCUAUGUAUGUAUACACUUUAUAUGAUAGCUUAUAGUUAGUCUUCGGCGGGCGAUCGAUAUUUAACUCGAUCGAAGCUUAUUUGCAUAACUUGAUAGUAAGGUUAUAUUUACACCAAAAAGUAUAAUAAGGCUGCAGCAGGAUUUUAUCAUCGAUCAAGUUUAUCGAAUAAUGUCUCUUAAUACAUGGUAUACGAAUGUAACUCGAUCGCCUGCCUUAGCAUUGUGGAGAAAUGUUGAUAAUAUAAUAACUGUUGCAACGCUGAUACAACGUACAUUUAUAGGCUUGUUCACAGUUAUAGUGAAUAAUGUUAACGUAAUAUUAAGUCGAUAUAAUCUAAAUAUUUCAGAAUUAAUAACAUUAAAACUUAGUCGUUGUAUUAAUAUUAAAGAAAUCGCUUUUUUACUAAAUUCGUGUUCAAUACAGUGCAAUCCGAUUUGAUACUUUGCAACGAUUCUUUUUAUUCUGCGUUUGUGUAUUAUUUCGCGAUUAUAAUAUCUGUGGGAGCAGUCUCCAGUUGAGCAAACAGCUUUUUACACCCGUGGUGCUACUUAGUUGUAUUUUGUCGCUUUACUUAUUACACAGUUUCUUUAGGAUACAUUAUUGUUAGUAGAUAGGUAUUUUAUAUAAUAUAUUUGCGUCGUGACAGCGAUUAUUUGCAAUUUUAAUCAAAAUUUUAUUAUUUUAUUGAAGGUAUAAGUACCAACGUAUUAAUGUGACUUCAAAUUUUGGAAAUAGUUAGUUAAGCGUAUCAUUUCGUCACACACAGUGUGUAUGUAAAUAGUAUUUACUUUGUUGUAUUCUAAUUUCGCAGGCUUUUUAUUAUUAUAUAAUCGUGUUUUCAUGUGUACAUAUUUCAAUUCUAGGUAGGCACUAACCAAAUUCAGGUCAGUAAAUAUACAUCAUAAUAUAUUAUAGUUUAGUGAUUUCAAACUGGGAUUUACGUUUAGUAAUAUACUAUAUAAUUAUGUAGUGUUGUAGGCACUCGUCUAAUAGAUAUUUUCACUAUUAUUUUAAGUCAUAUUCUACGAGAUACAAUUAUUUUUCUUAUUUUAAAUGUUUGUCGUCAUAUGUUGGCGUAUAUUAUAGUUUUAUUCAUUUUAACGUCGAUCGAUAUUUUAGUGAUUAUGUUGUAUUAUAAUAGGAUAAUGAUUAAUUAAUGUUAUGUCAUUGAAAUAUAUUUACACCAUUACAAGGUGGCUCGAUGUUUCUUUACAUGAUUCGUUUGUGUAGUGAAUAGUGAUGGUAGGUCCGUGUUGUACAUCUAUCUUAAUAUUUUCUUUGUUCAUAUAUGUCAUUGUUACUAUGUAAGUGUAUAUGUAUAACGAACAGUCGGCUUGAGCACUGCCAUGAUGUAAAAUGUACUUUUGUGUAGUCAUGUUUAUGAAUACUCUUACGGUUCUUAGAAAUAUGCUGUAUUAGAUUUUAGUAGAUGUAUAAACGUUUUAAUAUAAUAAAAACUUAUUAACUUUGAAUGUUGUUGGUAUUUAUGAUAUGACUACAUGAUUCUACACAAUAUUCGUAAGUAAUUAAAAUGAAAUUUAAAUGUACAGAACACUGCUCAAUACCGUGCAGUAGCUAAUUUCAUGGUACAUUAAGGAAAAUAAAGCAAAUGAGACUGA